GAGAGCCAGACACAGAAAGAGAAGAGGAGGCUCCACACACAGCCAAGCAGGCUUCCCGGCCGGACGUGGCAUCACGCGGCCCCUAACCAAUCAGUGCAGAGCGUGGUCUUCGCUCUGGCCCCCCCUCCCCCAAGCACCACCUCUUCUUCAGCAGCUACAUGCUCCGCGCUGGCGAUCUUCCUUGGAAAAGGACUCCUGCUUCUUUCUACUGCUGGGGCUGCUUUUUGUUCGAGUUGCCUUUGUUGACGCCGCUGCUCUAAGAAGCACCGAACUGUCCGAGGCAAUCCUGCAGCCUCCUAUAAAGCGCAGCAAGGAAAGAAUGCGUUGUCUCGAAUUCUUCUCACCCUUUUGUUAAAAGGGAACAUUUUUAGCAGUGCAAGUUCUGGCUGGCCAACCGAAUUAAACCGAGCCUUCAUUCAGCUGAUCUGUCCCAAGGGGGAAGAAAAAAGAAAAGGUUGAUCAUUGGUGGUUUGUAGUACCGUUCAAGAAGACCCCGUGCCUAGCCGGCUGAGCCUGGCUCGCGCGGCCGGCAUCCCUCGGCAAAGCAACAGAGCGAUAAGUCAAUCCGCGAAUCCAUUAACGGAAAUGGCAUUCAUUCUCUAAAUGCCUGCCUACAGGCAGUAACGGACUGGAUGAGGGUGAACAAAUUGAAGCUGAAUCCAAGCAAGAUGGAAGUGCUCAUUGUGGGGGCUCAGAAUCUGAGGGUAAAACAAAUCAAGUAAAAUCAACCAUCUGCUGUACAUGGAUGAUCUGAAGCUGUAUGGAAAGUCCCAGUCAGAAAUCGAAUCACUGCUAAACACUGUCCGUAUAUUCAGUAGCGAUAUAGCAAUGGAGUUUGGACUAGACAAGUGUGCUGCAUUAAUAAUGAACAGAGGGAAAAUAACAAAAACAGAAGGCAUAGAACUGCCCAAUGGAAGCAAGAUCAAGAACCUGGAAGAGAAAGAACAUUACAAAUACUUGGGCAUUCUCCAGGCUGAUAACAUCGCACACACUGAAGUUAAAAGAAAAAUUGGAAGUGAAUACAUCAGGAGAGUUAGAAAAAUCCUAAAGUCCAAACUCAAUGGCAGGAACACCAUACAAGCCAUAAACACCUGGGCUAUACCUGUUAUCAGAUACACUGCAGGAAUAAUAGACUGGACCCAGGCAGAGCUAGAGACGCUGGAUCGUAAGACCAGGAUAAUAAUGACCAUCAAUCAUGCUCUGCACCCCCACAGUGAUGUCGAUAGGCUAUACCUCCCUCGCAGCUCAGGUGGAAGAGGAAUGCUGCAAGUCCAUCAAACAGUAGAGGAGGAGAAAAGAGGCCUUGAAGAAUAUAUCAAGGACAGUGAAGAAGAUGCACUUCAAAUGGUCAAUAAUGCGAAACUAUUCAACACCAAUGAAAGAAAGCAGGCUUACAAGAAAGAACGAGUCAAGAACCGAGCAGAAAAAUGGAAAAAUAAGCCACUACAUGGUCAAUAUUUGCACAAUAUAAGUGGAAAAUCAGACAUCACCAAGACCUGGCAAUGGCUUAAGAAUGGCAACUUGAAGAAAGAAACAGAGGGUUUAAUACUGGCUGCACAAGAACAGGCACUAAGAACAAAUGCAAUAAGAGCAAAAGUCAAAAAAUCCACAACAAACAGCAAGUGUAAAGAAGCAGAUGAAACUUUGAUGAAAGUAAAGAUGAAACUUUGUAAAGAAGCAGAUGAAACCGUGGACCACCUAAUCAGCUGUUGUAAAAAGAUCGCACAGACUGACUACAAACAAAGGCAUGACUAGGUAGCAGGGAUGAUACACUGGAACAUCUGCCAAAAAUACAAGCUACCUGUAGCCAAAAAUUGGUGGGACCAUAACAUUGAAAAAGUUGAAGAAAAUGAAGAUGUAAAAAUAUUAUGGGACUUCUGACUACAAACAGACAAACAUCUGCCACACAAUACACCAGAUAUAACUGUAGUCGAGAAGAAAGAAAAACAAGUUAAAAUAAUCAAUAUAGCAAUACCAGGGGAUAGCAGAAUAGAAGAAAAAGAAUUAGAAAAAACCACCAAAUACAAAGAUCUACAAAUUGAAAUGGAAAGGCUGUGGCAGAAAAAGACCAAAAUAAUCCCAGUGGUAAUUGGCGCCCUGGGUGCAGUUCCAAAAGACCUUGAAGAGCACCUCAACACCAUCGGGGCCACAGAAAUCACCAUCAGCCAAUUACAAAAAGCAGCUUUACUGGGAAUACCUAUAUUUUGUGACGAUAUCUAUAAUAACCAACAGUUUUGAUGAUAAAAUUCAGCCAUCCAAGGUCCUUGGGAAGGACUCGAUGUCUGGGUAAAACAAACCAGUCAAUAACACCUGUCUGACUGUCUAAACAAGAAAUAAUAGUUGUUGUUUUAAAAUGUUUUUAAAUUGUUAAUUGUUGUUAUAUUGUUUUUAAUUUUUGUUUUAGCUCUUUACUGUUUUAAUGGUUUGUUUUAAUUGUAAACUACCCUGAGCCAUUUUGGAAGGGCGGUAUAAAAAUCAAAUAAAUAAUAAUAAUAAAUAAUAGCAAUAGCACUUACAUUUAUAUACCGCUCUAUAGCUGGAAGCUCUCUAAGUGGUUUACAAUGAUUUAGCAUAUUGCCCCCAACAUUUCUGGGUACUCAUUUUACCGACCUCGGAAGGAUGGAAGGCUGAGUCAACCUUGAGCCCCUGGUCAGGAUCGAUCUUGCAACCUUCUGGUUACAGAGCGGCAGUUUUACCACUGCGCCACCAGGGGCUAAUAAUGCAAGCAGGCAGGUGCUCUUCCCAGAGCGGCCCCAUCCCCUGAGGGGGAUAUGUUACAGGGAGCCAGUGUGGUGUAGUGGCUAGAGUGCUGGACUAGGACCAGGGAGACCCGAGUUCAAAUCCCCAUUCAGCCAUGAUACUAGCUGGGUGACUCUGGGCCAGUCAUGUCUCUCUCAGACUAACCUACUUCACAGGGUUGUUGUGAGGAGAAACCUAAGUAUGUAGUACACCGCUCUGGGCUCCUUGGAGGAAGAGUGGGAUAUAAAAUGUAAAUAAAUAAAAUAAUAGUAAUAAAUAGUCUCCCAUCCAAAUGCAAAGCAAGGUGAAACCUGCUUAGCAAAGGGUACAGUUCAUGCUUGCUGACCAGCUCUCCUCCCUUCUGCUCUGUGUAAGGAACUCUGUGAGUGUCUCCCUGGAGACACUCUAGGCCAGCACUCCAACUGAAAACAUUUCCUCCUUGUUCUCUCUUCUCAGAAUAGGAGCUGAGGAGGGGGCCGAGCUGAGUGAGGGUGGUUCCAGGUUGCACUGCUGCUGGGGAAAGCUUGGAUAAGCUUAGUAGCUGACUCCUCCUCUUUCCUUUUGUGGAAGCUGAUGGGAGGCUUGGGCCAAGGAGAACAGGAGGUAGCUGAAACUAGCUUGGCUAUCUAAAUUGUGGAACAGGAACGAGAAUACGCCGUGCUGUGAUAGUCAGGCUUGAGGGAGGACUAUACCUCAAUUAGAGUAAUUGCUUUGAGAGUGGGCUCUUCCAAAUGAGGAAGAAAGCCCUGGGGAAUAAAAUCCCUGUGGCCCAGUCCAAAGUGAGGGGCAGGGUUUACUGGGCAACAGACUAUUGAGAAGUAGGGAAGGGUCUGUUAGAGUUCAGUUCUUCCCUGAAGGAGGUCUGAUCAUCAACUACUGAAGGACAAAGGGAGUCCAACUGCCUUGGGCUGAGAAUCAACUGGGAGUUCCCUACCUGGAAGGACAGGGACCAGUUUAGCUAGAUGUGUCAGGGAAUUUAUUUAUUUUUGUUUAAGUGCUUGAAUCUGACAGCAUGGUUUCUGCAGUUCUUGGAGAAGGUUUUUACUUGAAUGGAAGCAGCAAUUGUGAUGCCUGUAUACCAUCCAAUUACUAAUAAA
Messenger RNA from Hemicordylus capensis (graceful crag lizard), 3836 nucleotides. RefSeq lists its product as uncharacterized. The record is from RefSeq and is a predicted model, not a curated record. Lineage: Eukaryota; Metazoa; Chordata; Lepidosauria; Squamata; Cordylidae. The transcript has 3 exons. Bases 742 to 1755 code for a protein of 337 amino acids.